GCUCGGGAGAAGAGAUGUACGUACCAACCCUUUUGAUUCGCCAUGGCCGCCUUCCGCCUCCUCUUCCUCGUCCUUUCCUGCGUCGCCGCUGGCUGCAACAGUGUUGUCGCUGUCGCGGUCGACGACCAGCCGCUGCCGCAGCAGGAGUUCUGCAUGGCGUCGUCUUCUUCUUCGUGCCCGGAAGCUGCCGUCGACGCUGAGCCGCUCAAGGAGGAGACCAGCGUGAUGUACAAGGAGAAGGCCAGCUCGUUCUUCAGACAUGAUGGUCGCACCAUCAAGGUCGACUUCGUACUCCCCGCCAGCAACAGCAUAGCCGCCGCUGGGGACGAGGACCUGCAGCUGCGGCAGGAAGCCAUGGCGCAGGCCAUUACGGUCCUCUCCCGCUACAGCCCAGAGACCACCGACCAACAGACGCUCAAGCGGGCGAUGGGGGUGGUGAACCUCGAGGCUCAGCGGUGGAAGCCCAUCUUCAGGGCCGUCAACAGGGUGCUGGAGAGCGGCGCCGACGAUCGCACCAAGGAGGAGGCGUUCGCCCAGGCCAGGGUGCAGCUCAACCGCGACCUCGGCCAAGAAGGUCCCAACGCCCUCAAGCUCGACUUCCGCUUUCUGUGACAUGCAUCGCCAAUUCGCCACCUCUGCCUUAAUUUCUCUUUCGGCCUUAGCGCGCCCUAGAUCUCUGUGGUGUUGUUAGUCGUGGGACGCUCCCGUCCGUGCGCUGCGGCUUGUCGCAGUUGUCGGAGCUCCACCAUUAUUUUCCUUGGAGUUCGUUCGUCAUUGUGUUUGCAUUUCUUAGUCAGCGAGGUGGUUAUUUUCUUACUCUA
Triticum urartu is the source of this 821-nucleotide messenger RNA. RefSeq lists its product as uncharacterized. Gene Ontology annotation, molecular function: rRNA N-glycosylase activity. Lineage: Eukaryota; Viridiplantae; Streptophyta; Magnoliopsida; Poales; Poaceae. Gene Ontology annotation, biological process: negative regulation of translation. The record is from RefSeq and is a predicted model, not a curated record.